Erigeron canadensis is the source of this 1182-nucleotide messenger RNA. RefSeq names its product RPM1-interacting protein 4-like. Lineage: Eukaryota; Viridiplantae; Streptophyta; Magnoliopsida; Asterales; Asteraceae. The coding region runs from base 190 to 942 and encodes 250 amino acids. The record is from RefSeq and is a predicted model, not a curated record. The transcript is spliced from 4 exons.
UCCUAUACAUACAUAUAUACAUACACACACAUAUAUAUAUUUCUCUCUCUCUCUAAAUUCUCUCAUUUCUCACACAAUCAAUUUUCUUUUACAUUCCCAGCUCUUAAUUUACCAAAUAUAAUCUUAAAGUCAUCAUCUUUAUUUCAUUUUCUGAAAAAUUAUUGAGCUUUCUAAUUUCCCAGUCUCAUUAUGGCACGUCCAACUGUACCAAAAUUCGGUAACUGGGAAAGUGAAGAUAAUGUUCCUUAUACCAUUUACUUUGACAAAGCUAGAAAAGGUAAAACUGGUGGGAAGAUGAUCAAUCCAAAUGACCCACAAGAGAACCCUGAAAUGUUUGCUCAUAUUAAAACCCCACCACAUCCCGCUUCUCGGCCCAGAUCCUACGCGGAACCGGAAGAACCAGUCCAUAGGCGGGCAGUUCCUACUCAUGAUCGUCGGGUUAGCCGGGAAGAAAGUGAGUAUCCACCACCUAAUGAUAACACAGGUCGGAGGACUUCUGGUGGCUCAGCUCAUCAACGUGGCGGUCAAGCGGUAGUUGGAGGGAGACAGGCGAAAGGUAGUGUAGGAUCUGACCAAAGCUUUGAUAAGUCCCCACUUCAUCCCCAUUAUCAGGCAAAGGUCGGUGGGAAAGGUAGUGGGUCACCUGCUUGGGAAGGAAAGAAUUCUUAUGAUAGUAGUCAUGGUACUCCUGGACGAUCAAGAAUGAAGCCUGCUCGAGGCGAUGAAACUCCUGAUAGAGGAGCUGCUGUUCCAAGGUUCGGGGAGUGGGAUGAGAACAACCCUUCGUCGGCAGACAACUAUACACAUAUUUUCAACAAGGUACGCGAGGAACGUGUAACUGGAUCACCCAUGGUACCUGGUUCAGAUGCAAGACCAAAUUACAAUAUUCCGCGUAACCAAACAUCCAGUACUAAGUGGUCGUGCUUCCCGUGCUUCAAGUAAAUGACGAUUUUGGAAUACUUGUGAAUAGCUCUAAAGGGCUCUGUAUAUUCAGAGUUAGCUUCAUCUAUGCAUACAUCACAAAGGAUGCUUUUUGUUUCAUAUUUAUAAUGUAAGUGUGAUUUUGGUUUUCUGGGUGCAAUUGGGUUUAAAGCAUGAGAAUUUGAUGAUUGACUUGUUAUUAUAUAUCUGGUUGUAAAAAGACCAGUACAUAUUCUUUUAUUUAGUAAUGGCUUUGUAUAA